AUGUUUUCACCAGAGGAACUUCAAGCAGAAGUUUGCCAUGUAUUAACGAAUCUAAAUGAAAUAACAGCCGAAAUAACUGAUCAGGAGAGCGCCAUUGUAUCAGUUAAAGACGAACACGUAGAAAAAAGAAAACAAGUUGAGGAAGCAGUCCAAGAAGCUAAGAUCCUCAAUGAGGAAAAGGAGCGAUUGAAGGCGGAGAAUGUUCGUCUGACAGCGAAACGAAUACAGCUGACUCGGCAAUGCAAAGAUGCGCAAGCGCGACUCAACCGUGCCCUUGAGAGCCGAAAACAGCUGCUUCGUCGACAGAAAGCGGAGGAAAAUGCUAUUGAGACCGAGGUGCGAAGAUAUGAAGAUACUUUAAGAGAAAUAGCCGAUCGAUUCAGACAAAAUCGUCCAUUUGCUAAUAAAGAAGCGAUAAAAAGGGAAACGGAAAAUAUGAAAUCCCAAUUGCAAAGACUGGACGUCGAACUAGCGACACGGAGGCGAGAAGUCGAAGAAUUGCGGCGCCAGUACGACGAAAUACAGCCGUCUGUGCCGCAAGACAUUCUCCAAAUUCUGGGCAAAUCAAAGUUGGAGGAAAAAAUCGAAGAGCUUUCGAUAGAUAUACAACGUCUCACCGACAAGAGAGACCACCUUCGGAACAAUAGCAACGUUCUCGUCUAA
Molecule: messenger RNA, 663 nt
Organism: Leptosia nina
Lineage: Eukaryota; Metazoa; Arthropoda; Insecta; Lepidoptera; Pieridae
Source: the annotation of a GenBank genome assembly